This is a messenger RNA of Acinonyx jubatus (cheetah), 4622 nucleotides long. RefSeq names its product olfactory receptor 1J4-like. Gene Ontology annotation, biological process: G protein-coupled receptor signaling pathway. The record is from RefSeq and is a predicted model, not a curated record. Gene Ontology annotation, molecular function: G protein-coupled receptor activity; olfactory receptor activity. NCBI's taxonomy places the organism in Eukaryota, Metazoa, Chordata, Mammalia, Carnivora, Felidae. Gene Ontology annotation, cellular component: membrane.
CACAUAUGAAUUAUCCCUGCUGAGCAGCAGAAACAGGGUCCAAAGGAGAAGAGACACUCAUGAACAUGCUCCCAGAGGUUCUGGCUAGGACUUCCUCCUGCCCAUCAGUUUCCUCAGGCCCUGUUUCAGGUCUUUGUUUCUCAGGCUAUAGAUAAAAGGGUUCAGCAUGGAGGUACAUGGUGAGGAAGAGGAUAAAGAGUGGCUUCUGGUCUUGAGGCUGGGAGGAGAGUCCCAGGAGGAUGAACUCAGAAACACUGCUGGUUUGGUUGACUCUUUCCAUGAUCAUGAAGCCAGCUAAAACAAAGAACAUCUUACCAUUUCACACAAAUUGCUUUCAUAACAAGCCAACAGAGAUAUCCAGCUCCAAGAAGAGUCAUUCUCAAGACAGGUUGUAAGCCAUUUGUCCAUGUGAUUUGAAGACCCCACAGUGCACUGAGGGCACUUUUCUUCAUUGGCCUUCCAAAAUGCCAUAUUUCUACUCUUUGAAAAAUUUUGUUUCAAUGUUUACCUAUUUUUUUUGAGAGAGAGAGAGAGAGAGCAUGAGUGGUGGAGGGGCAGAGAGGGAGACACAGAAUCUGAAGCAGGCUCCAGGAUCUGAGCUGUCAGCACAGAGCCCAACUCAGGGCUCGAACCCACAAACCGCGAGAUCAUGACACAAGAUGUGAGACCAUGGCCUGAGCCAAAGUCGGCUGCCCAACCGACUGAGCCUCCAGGUGCCCCAACCAUAUUUCUACUCUUGAGAACAUGGUAGUGGUUAAGUGCUUAGGCUCUGGUGUCACACACAUUUUAUUUCAAAUUCUUAUUUUGACACUUCAUUUUAGUGUGGGCUCAACCUCUGUGAGGCUAAGAAGGCUGAACUGUAAAGUGAUAGGAAUAUUCCACCCAGUAUGUGGCAUGUGAUAAGCAUGCACUAAAUGGGUGCUAGCAUCAUGAUUAUUCCCUAAAGGCAUGAGAUUUUAAACUUGCUAGUCAUUUCUUGACUGUUCAGAGUAUUUUGUGCAAAGGCAGGGGAGACAUCCAAACAGUCUCUUUCAAACUCCAGCAGACAGCUUCCCUUCCUUUUCGUGAGGCAUGUAUCCAGCUGUUUCUUUCACACAGGGUUGGCUUGCAUCAGGGUUCUAUCUUCCUGGUCCAAUCGUUGAAGGUGAAGAUUCUUCUUGACACAAAACUUUUGGAUUUCACCCCCAAAAUGCUUGAAUUCCAAAGAGAAGUUUUAUCCAAUGAAUGUCACUGGGCAGCCAUGGAUCAGCAGAAGGUUUAAGUCACUGCCCUCCAUCUGGUCCCACUGGCUGAGAUGAGCUCAGAAAUGGCUGAGCUCAUCUGUGUUCUUUGAAGAGACUCUUCUAUCAGACCCCUAUCGUUAGAAUGAUGCUAUCUCACUGGGUUCCAUCGUAGGGCUUCUGUAUGUGGCCUCUAAGUCUGAUUUAAUUCCCAGCAAGGGAGCCUGGCCUUUAGUGUGAAGACUAUCAGAAUCUCUAUGCUUUAUAUCAGAGUCUAUCAAGCACUACAUGCCAUGGAGUAUGUGACUUCACACCUGUUUCCACUAUAUACUAAGAUGAAAGAAUUAACUGCUGGAAUUUCUGCUUUACAGGCACUCAAUAAAUGUUUACUAAUUAAUGUAAUUAAGUGCAUGUGAAAGACCUUUGAAAAUUGUAAAGUGUGGUAUAAGUAGGUGAUCAUACAUUCUGGCUUGCCUAGGAAAAUCUUGGUGUAGACCUAUUGUUCUGGUAUAAUUAUUAUAUAACUUCUCUCCUCAAUCUUUUGUAAAAAUUAUUUUUAGAGGGAAAGGGAGAGUGCCUGGGCAGAGGGAGAGAGAGAGAAAUCUUAAGCAGGCUGCAUGCUCAGUGCAGAUCCUGACGUAGGGCUUGAUCCCAUGACCCUGGGAUCAUGACCUGAGCCGAAAUCAAGAGUUGGAUGUUCAACCGACUGAGCCAGCCAGGUGCCCCUCUUUUCACUCUUAAAGCAUACUGGCUUGGAUAAGAUAAUAUAGGGUCAUCAUAUGUAUGAGUGUAAGUUGGUAAUCAAGCAGGUGGCUGGGGUAAUUUUGAAGCCCUGAAAUAAUUCCAAACAUGGACUAGAAUAUUCUGCCAAAUGAAUGAAGGGCAGGAACAGCAGAAUGCUGAAGAGUAGGAUCUCUGAUUAUGGUGACAAAGAGAAAGUCCCCAGGGUCAUUCAGGGAGUAAAUUAUUGAGGUUGGAGUCCAAUUCAAGCUUUUUAGCUACAGGGCCCUAGCUCCUGAUCAGUACUCUAUAUUGUGCUCAAUAAUUGUGAGCUCUAAGGAGGAAGAGGAUUGCAUAUUUUAUUUUCUGUUUUAUUCUCAGUGCCAAGAAAGUAUCUGGAACAUGGUCAAGUAAGUAAAGAAAUUUAUGCUGGCCUCCUUUGAAGGAAAUCUUGUUGGAAAUCCGAUGUACUCUGUGACCACAAUGGGGCAGAUGGAAGAUUCAGACAGCAAAAUGUGUGGUGUGUCUGAAUUUUGAUACAGUUUCCAGGAGAAACAGCAUGUGGCUGUAAUGUACACAUAGUGAUGAUAACCACCAUAUCUCAGUCCCUGACACUUCCUACUCCUUCCAUCCCCAGCAGAGAUAAGAACAACAUGAGGCCUAAGAACCAGAGCAGCAUAUCUGAGUUCCUACUCCUAGGGCUCCCCAUAUGGCCAGAGCAGCAGGGCAUGUUCUUCACCCUGUUCCUGGGCAUGUACCUGACCACGGUGCUGGGGAACCUGCUCAUCAUCCUGCUCAUCAGGCUGGACUCUCGCCUCCAUACGCCCAUGUACUUCUUCCUCAGCCACUUGGCCUUCUCUGAUAUCUCUUUCUCAUCUGUCACCGUCCCAAAGAUGCUGAUGAACAUGCAGACUCAGCACUUAUCCAUCCCCUAUGUGGCAUGCAUUUCCCAGAUAUAUUUUUUCAUAUUUUUUGUCUGUCUUGAUAAUUUCCUUCUUGCAGUGAUGGCAUAUGACAGGUAUGUGGCCAUCUGUCAACCACUCCACUACACCACUGUCAUGAGGGAGGAGCUGUGUAUCUUACUGGUGACUGGAUCCUGGUUCUUCUCGUGUGCCCAUGCCCUAUUGCAUACUCUCCUUCUGUCCCGCCUGUCCUUCUGUGCUGACAAUACCAUCCCUCAUUUCUUUUGUGAUCUCAUUGCCCUUUUGAAGUUGAUCUGCUCAGACACCUCCCUCAAUGAGCUAGUUAUCUUCACCGAGGGGGGAGUGUUUGCCUUCCUGCCAUUGUGUGCUAUUUUCGGCUCUUAUAUUCGCAGGGCCACCAUCCUAGGGGUUCCCUCCAUCAAGAGGAUCUGCAAAGCCUUGUCUACCUGUGGCUCCCACCUUCUUGUGGUGUUUUUGUUCUAUGGGACUCUUGCAAUGAUUUACUUCAUUCCUUCAUCAAACAAUUCCAAAGUCAAAGAUAUAGUUGUUUCAGUUAUAUAUACAGUGGUGACACCCAUGUUAAACCCCUUUAUCUAUAGCCUGAGGAACGGGGACAUGAAAUUGGCUCUGGGGAUACUUUAUAGGAGGAAAAUUAUUUUUUCUAAGUAACAGUUACUCACUCAUAUUCUUAAUUUUCCUAGUGAUGUUUCUAGAGACACCUCCUUGAAAAAUUGUGUAGGUGACUGUUGUAGAUAGCAAAAAUGGCCAAAUUACUUCACUGCCCCUCUUAUAAAUGUGGUUUGUUUCCUUACCCACUGAAUUGGGACAGGACUUCUGACUGACUUUGACUAAUAGAUUCAGUGAAAGUGGUGUGAGAUUUCCAAGCCUACGUAGACUCUGUUCAUUCUCCUCUUGGAACCUUGAGACCACCAUGUGAAAUAGCCCAAGCUAGGGUGUGUGAAGAUGGGGGCCAUGUGAGGGAGAACCAAGAUGCUCCAGCUAACAAUCAACCAGCUCCCUGGUGACCUGGUAGGUGACAGCAGAAGCAUGAGUGAGCCCUUGUUGUGAUCAGUUGAACCAAACCCAGAUGAGAAGCCCUAUCCAGCUAGCACAUUCCCUGCUCAAAUUGCAAGUGCAUGGAAUUGUCAUAUAAACAAGUGGUUGUUGUUAAGCCACUAAAUUUGGGGAUGGUUUGUUAUGCAGCAAAAGCUAACUGAUACAUUGACUGCCUUUGUUUCCUUGUUUUCCUUGAUUUCAAUGGUCUCUCCCCCCUUUUUGGAUCCCUACUUGGAUUGUAUUCCCUGCCUAUUUUUCAGGUUAUGAUCUCCAUAACCUAUUGCCUUAGCCUUAGGUACCUUUUCUUGUCCUCAUUAUUCUCCCAUAAGCCUUGCUAUAUGGCAUUAUCAGCAACUCUCAUUUUUGUCAAGUCAACAUUUUAAGGUAUGGCCUUAUCUAUCUGAAGAGAAAUAAAUGAAUUGCUGUGAUAUCAAAACACAUGAACUUCUUUUUCUGAAGGAAGGUUACACAUUCUGUUUCUUCUUGAAGAGAAACAAUCUUAGACUAAGAUUUGCGGUCUAAAUUAUAUUGCAUUUUGUGUAAGUUAUACCUUCUGACCCCUUAACUUACUGAUGCUAAGUUAAAGAGAUAAAAAUUCUCAAAUGUGAGGGGCGCCUAGGUGGCUCAGUUAAGUGUCUGACUCUUGAUUUCAGCUCAGGUUACAAUCUCAUGGUUUGUGAGUUUGAGUCCCAUAUUGGGCUCU